Molecule: messenger RNA, 1771 nt
Organism: Cricetulus griseus (Chinese hamster)
Lineage: Eukaryota; Metazoa; Chordata; Mammalia; Rodentia; Cricetidae
Source: RefSeq, a predicted model, not a curated record
AAGUGAGCCUGAGAGGAGGGCCCUGAGGGUCUUUAGAUUCUGGGAAAUGUCUGAUUGGCAGAUGUUAAAAGGGAUUCUUUGGUAAUCCAGUGCAUCAAUGAACUGCACAAAUUCAGUCCAGAGCUGCAAGAAUUCAGGCAUGAGGACACUGUGCAGGAGGCUUGCACAGGCAGACCGAGAUGGACAGAACCUUGGAAUCUCUAAGGCACAUCGUUGCCCAAGCCCUGCCUCACAGAGACCCGGCUUUGGUCUUCAAAGACUUGAAUGUUGUGUCAAUGUUACAGGAAUUUUGGGAAAAUAAGCAGCAGCAGAGAGCCACAUUCUCCAGUGAAGGCCUGGUGGUCUAUGAGUCAAUGCCCUCCUCUGGGCCUCCCUUUGUGAGCUACGUGACUCUCCCUGGAGGCAGCUGCUUUGGCAACUUUCAGUGCUGCUUAAGCAGAGCUGAGGCCAGGCGGGAUGCAGCUAAAGUGGCGCUCAUCAACUCUCUCUUCAACGAGCUGCCCUCCCGAAGGAUCACCAAGGAGUUCAUUAUGGAGAGUGUUCAGGAAGCAGUGGCCUCCACCAGUGGCACGUUAGAUGAUGCGGAUGACCCCAGCACAAGUGUCGGAGCCUAUCAUUACAUGUUGGAGUCAAACAUGGGGAAGACUAUGCUGGAGUUUCAGGAACUGAUGACUGUUUUCCAACUAUUGCACUGGAAUGGAAGCCUGAAAGCCCUCCGUGAAACAAAGUGCUCUCGACAGGAAGUCAUCUCCUAUUAUUCCCAAUAUUCUUUAGAUGAAAAGAUGCGAAGCCACAUGGCCCUGGACUGGAUCAUGAAGGAGCGAGAGUCACCAGGGAUUCUCUCCCAAGAGCUGCGUGCAGCCCUGGGACAGCUGGAGGAAGCCAGGAAGGCAGGACAAGAGCUACGGUUUUACAAAGAAAAAAAAGAAAUCCUGAGCUUGGCUCUGACUCAGAUCUAUAGUGACCCUGACCCUUCCUCACCCAGUGAUGACCAGCUAAGCCUCACAGCUCUGUGUGGCUAUCAUUAGCAAGGCCAGGUCUCAGGUUUCCUGAGGACUUUCACAUCAGGAAUCUCCUUGACAGAAGCUGUUAGAGAUGUUAACUUAGUAGUCACUACCCGAAGGGUAUACUGUACCUAUUCUGUUCACAGAAUGGGAGCAUAAGACUGGUCCAGACCUCAACUUCCUUCUUCAUGUAUGUUUUCAACUAUACCCCUAGUAGUUCUACUUCAGAAUGAAAGAAUGACAACAGAACUGCUUGGAAAGAAUUCUUCAGGGUUUGAUCCAGUCUAAAGCCUGGCUGAUAUGUGCCUUGUUUCACAAGAACCCUCCAAGAAAACAGCAGCAGGACUAGGGAAUGUAGCAUGCUAACAACUUGGUUUUUGUUGUUGUUGUUUUAAGAAAGGGUUUCUCUGGCCUUGAACUCAGAGAUCUGCCAGCCUCUUCCUCCUGAGUGCAUUGAAGACAUGUGUCGCCACUACCACCUAGCUGAUCACAACUUUUAAAAUUCUGAAGAUUAAAUAAAUAGUACAGAUUAUUUGAUAAAAAUGUACAGCAGUCAGUAUAUUCUUGAGCACUCCUGAAAAUUGCUAUAUUCUCACCAUACAUUGUGAAAUUAGUUUUAAUAACAAAAUUAUAACAUAUCAUAUUUCUCAGACAAGAGAAAAUUAAGCUACAUAACUGCCCUAUUACAAUAUCCUAAGAAAGUAAUUGUGUGUAAUAUUAGAUAGAUUUUAUCUCAAAAUGUUAUUUUAACAAAAAUUACAUUGCUG